Messenger RNA from Echinococcus granulosus, 288 nucleotides. RefSeq lists its product as hypothetical. NCBI's taxonomy places the organism in Eukaryota, Metazoa, Platyhelminthes, Cestoda, Cyclophyllidea, Taeniidae. The transcript is spliced from 3 exons. Bases 1 to 288 code for a protein of 95 amino acids. The record is from RefSeq and is a predicted model, not a curated record.
AUGCAUAGCUCAAAAAUGUCUGAAUGCUUUUCCCUACUAAGUUAUGUUUACAUACAUUGGUACUUUUUUCUACAAUCUAGAUCAAAUUUCCGUUUAAAUCGUAUUCCCAUUCUUUCCUACAUCUGGAGUUUACAAAGUUCAGAAGCCUAUGAAUUAAAACCGGGACAUGAUCCUACACCCCAUGAAGAACAGUUGUAUUCAUUAUUUUCUAAGGCCAUCGAAGAAAACCUUCCUUUGUAUUAUGGUCCUGGUGUGCAAAAUCUUAUUUACGAGUGCACCUCAGAUUGA